Sciurus carolinensis (gray squirrel) is the source of this 6504-nucleotide messenger RNA. RefSeq names its product DISC1 scaffold protein (gene Disc1). Gene Ontology annotation, cellular component: centrosome; mitochondrion; microtubule. The record is from RefSeq and is a predicted model, not a curated record. The coding region runs from base 124 to 2580 and encodes 818 amino acids. The transcript is spliced from 12 exons. Gene Ontology annotation, biological process: cilium assembly; neuron migration. NCBI's taxonomy places the organism in Eukaryota, Metazoa, Chordata, Mammalia, Rodentia, Sciuridae.
GCGGAGGAGGAGGAAGGAGCCUCCCCCGCGGCGUCAGCCCCCUGCCCACUUCCCGCCCUACGCCUCCUUCCCGAGGGCGCGGGCUGCAGCGACCCGGGCGGUUGGAGCGGCGGGGGCCUUGGCAUGUCGGGCGCGGGUCUCCAGGGCGCUCCGUCUGGCGGCUGCGGGAGCCACCGCGCAGGCAGCCGGGAUGGCUCCCCACCUGCAGCAUCCCCUCGGCGGCGGCUGGCACGGAGGCCAGGCUACAUGAGAAGCGCAGCUGGGUCCGGAACCAGGGUCCUCUCCCCAGCAGUGAGCACGCCACCCCGGGACCUGGGAGGGGUGAGCCGCGAGGAGCUCCGCCACUCGGAGCCCAGGGCUGGACAAUGCAGCCUUGACCAGAGUGGCCAGUGGCCAGGCCCCUUGGGGAGCUCUGUCCCCAAGAGCUCAAGAGCCCCUGCUGUGUCCCCUGCGGGCCACCUGGGUCCGGCCUUGACCUCUGCGGGGGGAACCCCAGUGUGCUUUGGGAUUCAGCCCAGACCUGGCCGCAGAUUCCCUGAGAGGCCAGCCCGGCUGAGUGACCCUGCGGAUGCUGGGGGCCAGCAAGAGUCUUUCUCCAUGGACGGUUCUGCAGCCCCGGGUGCUGGCCAGGACGCAAGCCUGAGUGCAGGAGCCGGGGGAGCUGGGGCCCCAGGCCGGCUGGGCGCUGUGGCGGGGAGUGGUGGCAGCCGCAGUCUGGGCCGUGGCCUUGCAGCCCCCCAAGCCUCGCCCGGCUCCCACGAGACCUUCACCUCCAGCUUUAGCUUCAUCCGUCUCUCUCUCGGCUCUGCCGGGGAGCGUGGAGAAGCAGAAGGCUGUCUGCCAUCCAGAGAGGCAGAGACCUCUCCUCAGAGCCCCCAGGAGAUAGGAGCCAGAGCCACCAACCCCGACGGGCCCCACGAGGACCCUCAGGGUCUCUCCCAGCCCUUCUGCCUCCCGGCCGCCUGGGGCGUGGCAGACUCAGCCCAGGGCGCAGGGAGGAGCUCCAGGCCAGAGUGUGGCGUGCUUCCUUCCUUGGACGUGGACGCUGGCUGCUCCUCGUCCCCGGAUCCCUCGUUGACUGGCUGUGGCGGCAAUGAGGGCAGUGGCUCAGGGGACGCCCACGGCUGGGACGCCCUGCUCCAGAGGUGGGAGCCUGUGCUGCGGGACCGCCUGCUGAGCACCCGGAGACAGCUGGAGGUAGCCUCCUUAAGAUCAAAACUUCAGAAACUUCAAGAAGCAGCGGUGGAGGAGGAAGACUAUGACAAAGCUGAGGUGCUGAAACAGAGGCUAGAAGACCUGGAGCAAGAGGCAGGCGGGCUGCAGCUGGCGCUACCCUCCAGGCAGCCGGCUCUCCGCAGCUUCCUGAGCCACCUGGCGGCACAGGCCCAGGCCGCCCUGCGGGGAGCUCCGCAGGCCAGCGGUGACGACACCCAAGCCCCACGGAGCGGAGAGCCUGCGACUCCCGGCGGCCUGCAUGUGACGGCCAUGCGGUGGGACCGGCUCCUUGGGGAGCGGCAGCAGCUGCAGAAGGAGAUGGCAGCUCUCCAAGCAAGGAUGUCCGUGCUGGCGGCCCAGGAGCAGCGGCUGAGCAGGGAACUGGAGGAGCAGGAGCGGCGGGGGCUAUGGCAGGGCUGCGGCCUCACGGGGCCCACAGGCCAGUUGCAGGCGAUCAGCAAGGCCUUGCAGGACACGCUGGCCGCAGCCAGUCAGCUGCACGCGCAGGUGGAGCCACCGGAAGCCAUAACGAGCCUCCAGGAGAGGAUAAAGUCCCUCAACCUGUCACUUAAAGAAGUCACCAAUGAGGUGUGCACAAGGGAGAGCCUCUGCAGCAGCCUGAGGAGGAGGGUCAGCCACCUCGAAACCCGACUGCCAGCCCUGCGGGAAGCCAGAGUGCUGGCCGUAUCAGGAGGCCAUUUCUGCACAGCCAAGGACCUGGCCGAGGAGAUCCGUGCCCUGGGCUGCGAGCUCGAGGGCCUGGAGGCGGCCCUGGGCAGGCUGCUGGUGCUGGGCUCGGGCAGCGUGGGCAAGCUGGGUCGGCUCCGCGAGGAUCAGGACCGGCUGCGCCGGGAGCUGGCCCGCCAGGCGGCGGCCCACGAAGCAAGUGUGAAGGAGAAGGCCGUGAAGUACGUGGAGGUGCUUGAGGAGAACCUGCGCAGCGUGAACAUUCCUGGUUGCCUUUUUUUAACCCGGCUGGGAAUUCAGACGCGGGGACCGUCGGGGCCGCGGUGGCUUGUGGAGAUGUUGCUGGCUUUCCUCGGGCCUCUGAGUUUUCCCAGAGGAGGAACCGCCUCAGCGGGGAGAGCACCUGGCCUGCCUGCCAGGCUGCUCCUGCCUCUCCUGCCACCUGGAGCCCUCCGAGGCCUUUCCCAGCUGCACACCACUGGACCUCAGUCUGUCCAGGGCUUCCUCCUCCUCGGGGUUAAGUGUCUCCUUUGGAACCUGCCGCGGCUCCGCACACCUGCGCAGGGGGCUCGCACUGUGCUCUCGGGCUGCCGGGGGCUUCCCAGCAGGGUGGCCUGUCUCGUCCAGGAGCAAGUCCUCAGGGACCAGAAGCCUAUGCGCGUGUGGAUGGUGGAAUGAAUGGACCAAUGAGCGCAGCUGGUUGUGGACACCCCAUCUCCUCUCCUCACCUCCACCGCUCUCCCUGCCCCUUCAGCCACGCUGCUGCCCCGAAGCCACCUGUCCUUGGCCUCUUGAACCACAGCCAUCAGCCUUGAAGGCCUGCACGUUCUUCCUGGGCAGGGUGGUGGCCAGUGGGGCAGGGGUGCCAGGCAGCCAGGGUGUGGACCCUCUGAGAAGCCCGUGUUAUAGGUGCCCAGAACAGGAGUGGAGACUGCCGGACGUGUGUGUGGCAGUGCCGUCCCCCAGUGGUGAUGGCUGUGCUCAGGUGCCCCGUUGACCAUCUCCCCUGAUGUCCUUGCAUUCAGUUCCUCACCAAGGAAACCAGCACCUUGAAGCACAGGGACGGUUUUCUGCACCUGCGUGGUUUGCGUCAUGGUGACCGCUCAAUGCACAUCACAAGGCCGUGACUCAGGCAGGUGGCAGAUGACGUCGGAAGUCCCGCUGCCCGUUCCUACCGACUGUGGCAUCCCGAGGCCCAGCAGGACUUUGGAAAGAAAGCCACUGAGAACUAGCUGGUCCACUGCCCUCCCACUUGGCUGUUGCAGAGGAUGCACUUGAAGAUCAGCACAGCUGGAUUCAGAUCCGGCCAGUUGCAGUCCCAAAGACAUGCAGAUGGCCACAGGGGCCUUGUCACUCUCUAGGUAUACAGAGACCUGGACCCUGGGUGCGGUCAGAGGGCUCAGUGUCCCUCUCUGUGGGAAAGUCAGUGAGCCUGAGCGUCGAGAAGCACGGAGGCCCACGGCAGCCCCACGGGACCCGAGUGGCACAGAGCAGAGACAGGCACUAAGGUGACUUCGGUUCAUGCUUAAGCAGGUUGGGCUGUGGUCACCUGCCUGAGGAGUGGCAUGCCCGUGGGUUCCCACGCCUUCCUCCACAGAGGGGAGACGCUGCUGGAGGGCUUCUGCCUAAUUUCCGCCUGUUGGCGGAGGAGCCUCCUUCCGCUCCGGCCACAUAGUCAGAGCCCAUGGUCACUCUCAAAGCGUCCCUCCUGUUCCCACAUGGCGGUGGAGCAACUCCUAAUGGCCUUUCCCCUGUGGGCCCCUGCUGCACAGCAGGGCUGACGUCGUCACCCACCGGGCUCCCGUGGGGGCUGCGCCUUCUGGCCCAGUCUCACAGUCGUCCCCACCCACAGGGCGCCCGGGGUGCCAGGCUUGCUGGACUCCCUGUUCCCUGAGUCACCCGUGCAGCGGCACUGUUGUGGAGACCCUGCCGCCCGGUGGCGCACACACCGGGACUCGGCACACGCUCCUCUGCAAGCCUGCAGCCCCUGUUGCUGUGGGUACCACACUGGCCGCUGAGAACGCGGUCUCUUGCAGGGGCUGUGUGGCUUGGCAGGCUAAGGUGCUCCAGGUGGAGUCCACGCCCUGCUAGCCUGGUGCCCGGGAGGGGGCGUGCCAUCCAGCACAUGGCAAGCCUAAAGUGAAGUGGCGUACGAAUGCACAGGUCCGUAGCAAUCACCUCUUGACACGCUGCUUAACUGUCAGAAGUUAAGUCAAAGCCAAGGCGGUUUGAGAAGAUGAAAGGCCCAAACCCGUGGCCCGGCCAUCAGAUCUCCAUGGAAAUGACGAGAGAUUAGAGUGGCAACAGGAAGUCCUGCCCUGAAGCUCCUUGGUCGCGUAUGCUGUUCCUCCAGACCCGCUGUUCAGAGGGGACCGUGAAGCUCCAUUUCCCUCGUGGCUGAACUGCUUUGGUUUCUACUUUCUCAGCUAUUAUGAGUUCUUUGCUACCCUCCUUUAUGAAAUGGUCAAAUGAAGCAUUCCACCUUGACUUUGUAGACGGGCUUUUUCUUUUCAUUGCUCAUAUCUUACAUCUCUAACUGUUGUGAAAGAGGAAUUCCUUGUUGUGCACAGCAAGCCCCAUCUCUGGCUGGUGUCCCCUGCCACGGGUUGCGCUGGUUUGGGGUGAACCUGUGGGAUCUUUCGUGAGCAGGACCGAUGGUGGCGUCCCUCCUCUUUCUACUCUCCCGUGCACUCUGCUUGGUCUUCCCUGAGGCUGAAGAUGGACCUGCUGCAAACCACAGCUGCGGUUUUGUGGACUGUGGGUUAUUUCUGCUUCCUGGCGCUCUGCUUGCGAUUCUCCGGUGUUUGAGUGUGAAUCACACUUUUAUAAUCAGAAAAGAAAACAGGAAAAUCACUAAAACCUGCUUUGAGCUCGGGGGUGAUUGGAAAACUGCAGAGGCCCGUCUUGGCUUUAGAAGGAACUUUCAAGAACUCCUGGUCUCACCUGAAAUUCACUCUGACAUUUAAAGACUGACAAGUUCCUCUAAAGGCAAUGCAGUUUUUUAAAAAAAUAACACUUAGCUUUUCUGAUAAUCUUGAAAUGUGCAUAUGGACAGGUGGACAGGUGUGGUGCUGGGUGAACUCUCCUGCUGACAGAGACCCAGAGACUGCCACAGGUGUGAGCAGGACUGGACAGGACCCUGGCCACCUCUGCCUGGGGCCCUUCUCAGCCCCUUUGUGUGGACACUCAGUUUUUUCUCCAGAUGUUGGCAAAACCAGAGAGGCAGACAGCUUCCUGAAUGAAUGGGAAGAAUCCAGCAAAAUGGUACCGACCUUCCACAUCAGCUGGGCACAGUGUCAGGAGUGGCAGAGAGAAGACUAAGGCGCGGCCAGACUUCCCGGGGAGCAGCCUCCAGCAGAGGCAGCACUGGCACGUGCAGGACACUCUGUUGUCUCUGAGACCCAGGCCUGUCCCUCCCCAGGCUCCCCGGGGCCUCCUGGUCACACUCAAGAACAAGGGUGGACGGCCACCUGCCACACUCCGGUGAAGACAGGUGUUUGGGCUGAAGAUAGGGUCACCAGAGCAGCUAUUUCCAAGGAAGUGGGAAGAAAGUUUUAGAAUAUUUAUGCUUCCAUUUCACCCAGUGAGAUUUUCGUCUUUAAGAACGUCGCAUAUGAAUCUGUGGUACGUGUCUGUCAGGUAUGAAAUGGAUAUCAGAGCUCGCGGACAUUCUCUCUUUCCAAGUGCAGAGGUCAUUUAAAAAUUCAGAGACGGUGCUGGAGAGAAUGACCAUUUUCUUAUUCCUAUGACUGAACCAGUCUCACAGUCAGCAAGUGCCCCCUCACCCAGCAGCCUGCUUUGUCCCCACAUUCACAAAAGGAAGCGGGAGCUAGUCAGUCUUUAGCAGAGGAGGGGCACCGGAAAUGGGCCCAGGAGGUGAGCGAGGCAGACUGGAGGCUGGAGGGUGGAGGCCAGGAGGGAGGCAGUUGCACCUGCGCUUGCCACUGCGGCCUCCGGGCAGGGAUUGAGGAGCGACUCAGGAGUGUGUCUGCUCGGUUGUGGCCACUGCCUGAUGCCUUCCCUCUGGGGAAGUUGAACACACCCCUGUCCUGCAGGCCAGCUUUCCCACCAGGGCCCUCUGCCCUCUCCCUCUGCAGCCUCAGAGAGGGGAAGGGGGGCAGCCCUUUCUUUCCCCUUCUGUCACCUCUGUGCGCAGGUGGGGAUGGUUUCAGCUCUGUGUCUGUCCUGGGCAGGAGGAGGGUGAGGGUGCAGAGACUGGGGCGUCCUUUCUGUCCCUGCCUGAGGCCUGGUCUCUGGACAGGAGCCCUCUACUCUGCUGAUUCUGCAGGCGAUUUCUGCCUCUCUGGCUCGGCCUGUGUCCUUGGAGGCCCUGAGGCAUCAGUUGCCUGCUGUGGCCCAGGCUCUGCCCUCACCUGGCUGCUGCUCACUGUGAGUAGCGGAACCUCCCUGUGGGUGGAGGCAGGGCCACGGCCCUUUCCCGUCUGAGCUGGAUAACUCAGUCCUACAUAAAGCUGUCCUGCGAGUACUCAUUGAGUGAACUUGGAAGCCAUUCGGCUGGAGUGUUUGAUUUUCAAAGAGAAACAAGGGUGGAAAAUGCUUUACUGAUUUUAAGUCUAAAUAGAUAAAAUGAAAAUCACUUAA